This is a messenger RNA of Corticium candelabrum, 1324 nucleotides long. RefSeq lists its product as uncharacterized. The transcript has a single exon. The record is from RefSeq and is a predicted model, not a curated record. Bases 2 to 1204 code for a protein of 400 amino acids. Lineage: Eukaryota; Metazoa; Porifera; Homoscleromorpha; Homosclerophorida; Plakinidae.
CAUGUUUGUAUCGUUUCGACAUCCGUUAGAAAUCUGGAAUGAAAAUCCAACAUUCCUCGCAUGUACGAUCGUUUUCCAGACGAUGGCUUUGCUGUCUUUGAUUCAUGCUUACUGCAACGGCCGGAAAAGUCUUCUUCUCUGGUUUUCGGCUCUUGGUCACGGAUUGACAACAGAAGCUCUUUCCUAUUUUCUACCUGAUAUCGACAGCUUUUGGCACAGCCAGUCGAUGGUGAUGUUUCUGGGUGGUCGUCUUCCUCUUUAUGUUGUUCUGUUCUACCCAACUGUGAUGUACACAACAAACACAGCAGUCGGACGUCUCAAGUUGAAUUUGCUGUCUCAUGUGUUUGCUGUAGGAAUGGCUGAUGUAUUGAUUGAUUUUCCAUUCGAUAUAAUGGGAAUCAAACUCCUUUGGUGGACGUGGCACGACACAGACCCGAACAUUUUCGAUCGUCAUUACAAUGUUCCAUGGACUAGCUACUUGUAUCACAUGACAUUUGCUUCUGCUUUUAGCUUCUUAUUCAAUACAACGUGGAAUAAAAUUGUAGGUACAGGUCACCAACAGAGGCAGACAGUACUUCAAAACAUUGUGAAGCUCACGUGCUGCUUUGUAAUGGUGUCUUUGCUUUCGAUGCCUCUCGGAGUCGUGCAGAUUACUCUCUAUCAUGUUCUUCAUGAUAUUUACCAUAUUCAUACUGAAGUGGUCACCUUUAUCUAUAUUGUUAUUUAUGGUUACGUCACGUGGAGCGGCGAAAGGAGACGUCCAGAAGACAAUUCCCAGCAAGGAGGAUGUUCAAGAGUCUCUCUUAUUUCAGUCAUUGUUUGUAUUCACUAUGCUUUCUACAUCAUUCUUGUGCUGGCUAUUGCCAAACCGGAGAAUCUGAGAUCAACAGGAAUGCAUGAAACUAUAGGAAACUGUUCACUUUUCAGCAGUGUCACAUCAGUCAUUGGCAUGACUUUACCAAAGAAAUCGUUUCUUUGUGCAUCUAACUACAGUGAACCAGUAUUCGACUGGCAUUGCCUUCCUGACAGUCAGCCACCUGCAGAAAUGUCUCAAUGGUACACAGUUUGUGGAACACCAUAUCCAAACCGUCAAGAAUACAUUCUUGUUGUCUGUACGUUUUGUCUACUUGGACUUCUCGUCUUUUAUGAGAUUCUUUGGAAGCCGAAUGCAAACAGUACGAAAGUGAAGCACAAGAAACUAUAAAUUUAGUUCAAUUUGCGAUAAUUUUUUAUUUACUUUCUAAGUCUGCGUUGGCUGUACGUACUUGUCUGCCUUGUUAAUUAGUUAAUUCAUUAACAGCGUUGUUGUGUUAAUAUCAAUUAA